GUUAUUUGUAAUAACCGAGUUUUAUCAACUUGCACUAAAAGUUUAAAAUAGAACACACAAUUAUUAGUAGCAAUAAAAGCACAUAACCCUCCCAAAUCACGUAGCCAAUCAGUCAAAUUUAAUUCAAAGAUUUUCUAAGUUAAUACAAAGAUAUUAAUUAGAAGAGUAGAACCGAUUUCUGUAAUUAUAAAGAUCUCAGUAUAUUAAAUUAAACCUUUUAAUAUUGUGCACAACUACAAACUCUAAUCAACACUAUACAAUACAAGUUUUUAUAUAAAUAACCUUUAAUCAUGCCACUAUCAAUACGUAUUCAAAUUCAAAAUUGCAACAUCUCUUUCUCUCUUGAGCCAUGGCAGCACAAAGUUCUGAUGCUUGUCCUUCUGAAUCCUCUAGCAUCUCUGCCACCUUCCAAGGGAUUGAUAACAACACAAGGGACAAUGAUCUAGCUUCUGAACCAGACCAAGCCUCAAAUUCCAAUAAUAAUAUGGAAAGGAUGUUGGAUUUUGUGAAGCUCUCCAACAACGAUGUUUCAUCGAUUCGAUGUUCUUCCAACGUGAAAGAGCUUGAUUUUUUCAACACCGGGAAGAGGGUGAUGGGAUCAUCGUCAACUUGGACUAAUAAUAAUAAUGUUGACGAAGGAAAAGAUGAAAACACUGAAGAAAAAGAAAGGACUUCAGAGCCGAAAACUUUCUCUUGCAAUUUUUGCAAGAGAGAGUUCUCGUCCUCUCAAGCCCUUGGUGGGCACCAAAAUGCCCACAAACAAGAGCGUGCGAUAGCGAAACGUCGCCAAGGGAUGGACACGGGUGCUUUUGGUCACCCUCACUUUCCAUAUUAUCCUUACCAUAGCUUUUUCACACCAUCUUUAUAUGGGUCCUAUAAUAGGACACUUGGGGUAAGAGUGGAGUCUAUGAUUCACAAACCUUCUUAUCCUUGGUCUGCUGGUCUUAGGUUUGGUCGUAAUCAUAAUUGGUCAACGCAGAGGAUUCUUGGUUCAUCAUCAUCAUUAGCACUUGAUAGGUUAAGUAUUGAGGGUUUGCAACCAAAUAAUGAAGUAGGCGGGGUUAGUGGAAUUCAAGCAAGUUCUUCGAAUUUGAGAAAAGAAGAUGAUAAUGGUGGUAAUGGAAAUACUUCCCAAUUAGGAGAUUCUUCUACCAACAAUGUUGCUACAAGUCUCACUUGCCAUGCAAAGGAUGAUCAGGAUCCCAAGCCAGAUAAUGAACCCUCUAGUUCUGAGUCUCCGGGGCUUGAUUUGUCACUUAAGCUUUAAGUUUGAACUUUAAUUCAUAUUAAUUAUGUAGUUUAUUCUUUUUUUUGUCUGUAUACUUCAUCUUAACUUUUAGUUCAUGCGUUAUCGAUAAUACUAUUACUAGUUUAUUUUUGGUGUGAUCAUUUUAGUAUAUUGACAAUGUCAUAGAUUAAACGGUAAUAUAUAUAUG
Molecule: messenger RNA, 1436 nt
Organism: Arachis ipaensis
Lineage: Eukaryota; Viridiplantae; Streptophyta; Magnoliopsida; Fabales; Fabaceae
Source: RefSeq, a predicted model, not a curated record